AACUUGAUGGGAUCACGGGAGCCAUCUUCUGCUCUAACAAACAAUACACAUGGCGGCAAUUAACCAUACUUGUACGUCCUAGUAGCUACUCUAUAGCAAUACAGCGUCAUCGUCGGAUGUACUACUAGUCUAUAGCAGUACAGAAGAGCAUGCCUUGGAGAGUAGAUUAACUUCACUGUGCUGCUGUAAACAUCCUUCUGCACCACCUGUAUGCAGCUGUAGGUAGGUAGGAACAACAUUCUACUCAGUACUACUAGUAAUUAAGUAACAUUAAUCGCCGUCCUUAAACACUGUAGUUGCAUCUUACACUGCGGGAAUGGGUGGUGAAGAAGGCAGAGCAGGGUGGAGCGAAAUUAACCCUGGUGCAGUCAAAAUUCAUGAUCCGGCCCCUGCAGCCUACCUGCCUGCCGCCAUCCUUCUGCUUCUUGCUCGUCCGUCGGAUCUGAUCCCUAUUGAACCCUUUUUUCUGCACAAGAGAGAGAGAUCAUGGUAGAGAGAGAGAGAGAGAGAGAGAGAGAGAGAGAGAGAUGGAACAUGGGAAGCUUUAGGAUGAGGAGGCUGCGAUCUACUUACUCGAUCCAAGAGUUUCACCACCCUCUCAUGCAUUCCCCCCACAAUCAUUUGCGCCACCCCAUUUGUACAGCCCUUCUCUCUCUCUCUCUCUCUCUCUCUCUCUCUCUCAUGAUCUAUAUAACAUGCGCCCGGCCUUUGCUUGUUGCCUGCAUAUAAUUCUGUUCCUCGCUUGCUUCUCCUUUACUUAUUUAGCUACUCCCCCUCCUCCUUUCCAUCAUCACCUCCACGACGGCUGCCUCCUCCCUUCCUCAAGCUACUACAAAAGACCACAGACAAGCAAGCAAGCAGAGUCACAUCACACCACUGGCUUGGCUAGCUCCCCACCUCACCUCGGGCAAUUCUCACUCGCAUAAACUAUUUCUUGGAUCCCUUGAGAGAGGAUCUAGAGCAGCAGUGGGAUCUGCGCGCGCGCACCAGCUUCCAUGGGCCUCGAUGUCGCGGAAAUCUCUGAAUUGGCGGCGCUCCGGCCGAUCCAGACGGCCGUGAGCGGCGCCCGGGCCACGUCAGUACCGGGGGAGGACGACGGCACUGCCGUUGCCGACACCGGCUGCGUCACGCCGACGGCGAGCGGCGCGCAAUCGGCCAUGGCAGGGGGAGUCGACGACGACGACGCAGCCGCCGACACUGGCUGCGUCACGCCGAGGUCGAGCGGCUUCAUGGUCAUGCUGCCAAUUGCGCCAGUGCAGCAAGACGACGGCGCCGAAGUCGGCUUCGCCACACCGCUGGCCACGGGUGGAGUAAUUGGGCAGCGAGACGGCUGCGCCGCUGCGGGCGACGAGAACAGCUUCACCACGCCGACCACGGCUGACAGCGCGCUGUUGCCGGCGACGGUGUGCCCGCCGGCGCCGCGGAAGUCGGCGCCGGUCCCGACGAGGAAGCGGGCGCCGCUGCAGCAGCGGCUCUUCUUCUACCCGGUGCCGCACGACCUGACCACCGUCUUCGUCGCCGUGCCGCAGUGCGCGCCACCCGCCAAGAAGAUGCGGGCGCACGUGGUGGAGUCAUCUGUGCCUCUAGGCACGUGAGAGGCGCAAUUCGCGCACACGCAUCCUCUGUCUCGUUCAUGUAGUUCAGCACUUCACACGCUGACACGCAUGCUGCUGCUGCGCGCCAUUGUCGCGACCGCGAGUGGACGAAGGAGUUCUUCAGAGAAGCGGAAGCGAGCAAGUCCAUACACGAGCAAGGGCUCUCGAGCUCGAGCGGACGAGCGCACAGACAAGAUGUUGUAGUUGAAUCACUCAACUCCCGUCGGCUCCUCUGAAAUGUGCGUCAAACACACACGGAACCACUACUACCCUACUAGCACUCAAGUUUAGCUCCACCACUCAGCUCUCUCUCUCUCUCUCUGUCUCUCUCUCUCUCUCUCUCUCUCUCUCUCUCUCUCUCCCUCCCUCCCUCCCUCCCUCCCUCUCUCUCUCUCUCUCUCUCUCUCUCUCUAUUGUUUCUCACAUGUACAAAUACACGAGCUGGUUUGGUGACUACCUUGCUGCCUCACACGGUCAAAGUCUGUUCUAUUGUUAAUGCACUACAAGUUUACCUUAUAAAUGAUAGGCAAACAUGGCUAUUUGUAUUUGUAGGCUUGCCGGUUUCCCAAACUGACAUAAACAUGGAGUGUGGCUAGAUCCCAGUUGACUUAA
Molecule: messenger RNA, 2207 nt
Organism: Aegilops tauschii subsp. strangulata
Lineage: Eukaryota; Viridiplantae; Streptophyta; Magnoliopsida; Poales; Poaceae
Source: RefSeq, a predicted model, not a curated record